AUGGCUGCGGCCGCUCAAACGUCUGAAAUUCGUACUUUUAUCAAAGGAAAUGCCACCAAAUACGUCAAACUGAACGUUGGAGGUACUCUUUUUACUACAACUAUUGCCACACUGACGAAACAUGACAGUAUGCUCAGAGCCAUGUUCAGUGGCAGGCUUGAGGUCCUUACAGAUUCAGAAGGCUGGGUCCUGAUUGACAGAUGUGGCAAGCACUUUGGCACCAUACUUUCCUUUUUAAGGGAUGGCACUGUUCCUUUACCUGAAACUAAGAGGGAAUUAAUGGAACUUCUGAAGGAGGCAAAAUAUUAUUUGAUUCAAGAUUUAGUGAAUAUUAUCGAGACACAAUUGAAACCGCCAUUGAAAACUUCCCAAGAGUUGGAGCCAUUUUGUAGAGUGCCGCUGAUAACCUCACUGAAGGAAGAGCAAGCAUUGAUAGCAUCAACUGCAAAGCCUAUUAUAAAACUCCUUUGUAACAGACACAACAACAAGUAUUCUUACACAAGCAACUCAGAUGAUAACAUUUUAAAGAAUGUAGAACUCUUUGACAAACUUUCAUUACGUUUCGGUCAGCGCAUCCUUUUCAUCAAAGAUGUCAUAGGCUGUCAAGAAAUUUGUUGCUGGUCAUUCUUUGGUCAUUCAACCAAAAUUGCAGAAGUUUGCUGUACGUCCAUUGUUUAUGGUACUGAUAAGAAACAUACCAAGGUGGAGUUCCCAGAGGCACGCAUAUAUGAAGAAACUUUGAAUAUUCUGCUGUAUGAGAACAGGGAUUCUCGACCGGAUGCCGAGCUCAUCCAAGCCACCAAGACCCAUCCAAAGAUCAUGGAUAGCGAUGAUGACUUGGAUGAAAGGUUGGAAAGAGGGGAUAGGCCAUCCACAACAAAAAGAAAGUGA
Messenger RNA from Helobdella robusta, 891 nucleotides. RefSeq lists its product as hypothetical. Bases 1 to 891 code for a protein of 296 amino acids. Gene Ontology annotation, biological process: protein homooligomerization. The record is from RefSeq and is a predicted model, not a curated record. Gene Ontology annotation, molecular function: protein binding. The transcript is spliced from 5 exons. NCBI's taxonomy places the organism in Eukaryota, Metazoa, Annelida, Clitellata, Rhynchobdellida, Glossiphoniidae.